GGAGUGUUCGCGGACAACCUACUCUAAAACACCUUCUUAGCACUUCAAUAAGUCCUCUUCACUCCUCUUCUUUUCCUCCUUCCACGAUUUCCAAACUACAACGACGACACAUUAGAUACCCAGAGCGACCAAUUUCUGUUAGAGAAACACCCUUCUAAAGGCCAUUAAAUACCCACAACACAAUCAAGAUGCCCUUUGGAAUUAAGAAGAAGUCCGCCGGAGAGGAAGACGACUCGAAUCGCAAUGCCCUCUUCGGUAGCCGUAAGAACAAGGCAGCACCCGCAGCAGCCAAUCCUUAUGCCGCCCCUGCUGGCAACGACCCAUAUGCUUCGAGAGCACCGCCACCAUACCAGGGAGGCAAUGAUGACCAGUACCGGCGUGAAAAGUCUCCUGCUGUGACCGGCCCCGGCGGCGCCUAUGGUGGCCAGGAAAGAUAUGGAGCUGGAGGGGGUAACUAUGGCAGCGGUGGAGGUUAUGGAGGUGACCGAUAUGGAGGUGGACAGCAGCAAGACCAAGGAUCUAGAAGACCUGGAGGAUACGGAGGCCUCGGUCGAACUGAUUCGGGCGGCACCGAAGCCGGCAGGAACGAGCUCUUUGGCGGUGCAGCACAACGUCACCAACAGCAACAACAGAGUGGCGGAUAUGGUGGCCCUGGCGGUCCUGGUGGCCCAGGCCCUAGUGGAGCAUAUGGUGGAGAGCAGUCAGGUGCAUAUGGCGGCGGCCAGCAAGGAGGAUACGGCGCUUAUGAUGAUCGCCAGCUCACCGCUGAGGAGCAAGAAGAGGAGGACAUCAGCGCCACAAAGCAGGAAAUCAAGUUUAUCAAGCAGCAGGACGUGAGCAGUACACGAAAUGCUCUCCGGUUGGCCCAGCAAGCCGAGGAAACCGGUCGAGACACCCUCGCACGACUUGGUGCACAAGGAGAGCGCAUUCACAACACCGAGCGUAACUUGGACCUUGCCUCCUCACAGAACAGGAUCGCGGAGGAGAAGGCGAGAGAACUCAAGACGCUCAACAAGUCUAUGUUUGCAAUGCAUGUCGGAAACCCGUUCACAUCAGGUGCUCGUCGUGAAGAGCGAGACCGCAAGAUCAUGGAAACCCACCGCCAGGAACGUGAGCAGAGAGACGCUACCCGCAAAGCUGCCUGGGAAUCCAAUGCCAGGGCAUCAUCAGCCCAGAAGAUGGGCGGCCCAGGAAUGUCUGGUCCCGGAAAGUCGACUCUUGCCGACCGAGCGAAGUACCAAUUCGAAGCCGAUUCCGAGGAUGACGAGAUGGAGAACGAGAUCGAUAACAAUUUGGACCAGCUCCACGGUGCCGCGAAGAGGCUCAACGCUCUCGGACGUGCUAUGGGCGAGGAAGUUGACACCCAGAACAAGCACAUUGACCGCAUCAUCUCGAAGACGGACAAGGUCGACGAGCAAAUUGUGAUGAACCGCGCCCGUUUGGACAGAAUCCAUUAAGUGGUGGUAUAUAACACGACUUGAGCAUGAUAUCAACACACUAUGCUUGGAUAUCGAAUACCAGAGCGUUGACCCCGAUGAUGUAGAAGCGUCGAUGACACUUAUGAAGGAAGUGUGAUGUGACCUCCGUAGCAUGAGUAAUGGACAUAACCCGCACAUCGCAUGUUUAGGCGUUCGUAAAGGCGUAAAUAUGAUUCAAAUACUACCAAUCCUAUCAAUGUGUUAUGCAGAUCACA
This is a messenger RNA of Aaosphaeria arxii CBS 175.79, 1693 nucleotides long. RefSeq lists its product as uncharacterized. Gene Ontology annotation, biological process: exocytosis; vesicle fusion. NCBI's taxonomy places the organism in Eukaryota, Fungi, Ascomycota, Dothideomycetes, Pleosporales. The transcript has 8 exons. Gene Ontology annotation, molecular function: SNAP receptor activity; syntaxin binding. Bases 189 to 1457 code for a protein of 422 amino acids. The record is from RefSeq and is a predicted model, not a curated record. Gene Ontology annotation, cellular component: SNARE complex; plasma membrane.